AUGUCGUCCGAGCUCGCAAGGCUUUCCAGAGAGCCGAUAAAAGAAGACCUCAAAAAGAGAAGAGCAGAAGUGUUGGCUGAAGCUGCAGAGGCGGGAACGAGCAUUCGCUACGUCCGUCGGGAUCGCAAAACAAAAACGAUAGCGACGUCUCUUCGACAGCCACGACAUGUCGUUCAAGAGGAUGCAGUGAAGAGGACUAAGAUGUUCUGGCUCUGUGCUUACCUAUUCAACAGCACCGUUCCUCCUAGUUUGACCUACGGUUCAGAAACCUGGGUGUUUCGCAAGCAGGAAGAAAAUGCGAUCAUCAUCACAGAACGCGAAAUUGAAAAGGUGAUGCUAGGAGUAACCCGCUUUAUGCAAGUAAAAGAGGGCUUUCAAAGUUCACUCCUACGUCACCGAUUGAAGAUAAGAGACGCUGCCGUACAUGCCAAGGAAAGCAAAAUUAGGUGGACCGGACACGUGAUGCGUCUCAACGACAAUCGUUGGACUAGAGGCGUGAGCGACUGA
This is a messenger RNA of Necator americanus (New World hookworm), 507 nucleotides long. RefSeq lists its product as uncharacterized. Bases 1 to 507 code for a protein of 168 amino acids. Lineage: Eukaryota; Metazoa; Nematoda; Chromadorea; Rhabditida; Ancylostomatidae. The transcript has 2 exons. The record is from RefSeq and is a predicted model, not a curated record.